UUCGUUUGGCUUAAUCGGGGGCUCAACGUUCUUUGCACAGAAGUUGACCAACAUUCUCCAUCAUCCCUUGCCUCGCUCACCACACACACACAUCCAAUGCCUUCCAUGGCUCGGCCACCAGCUCACUCCCAGCUGUCUGGUGCUCCAGCCCAGGGACCAGGACCCGCGGUCGAUCCCGCGUUCACAGCACCAGAUUUUGAUGUCAAGGCAUGGAUCAAUUCCCUGCUCGAUGCAGCCCCGCGCUACCAAGACGCGACCAUACCUUCGACCAACGCGACCACGUCGACCCUUAGCAAUGGAACCAGGGGCGGUGCGUUAAAGACUUCUGUUUCGUCAGCAUCUCUUGAUGGCGCAGAGGCCUCGUUGGACGCCUCCCUCGACCUCUUACAGACACCUGCACUCGACCCUGUCCUCGAUGAUGCCAAGGCACACACUGACGAGGAGACACUGGGAAGAAUCUCUUCAACCAUUCCAACACCACCGGGCAGCCAGCAGCGACAACAGCAACAGCAGUCGACAAUCACCAGCGACGCCAAAAGCCAGAACGCCCUCUUGACGCAGUACGCGACAACCCAUCUGACAAAGUUGCACCUCCUCGCCAGCCAAAUUUCGGCUGCUCUGGCGACUACAACACAGGACAUGGUCAAGCUGCUCCCCAGAUUGACUCACGAGCUGGAUCAAUUGAGACAGGAGACAAAGAACUUGCAGGAGGGCAUCCGUCUCGUCAGGAACGACAUCAACACUGUUGACACUUCGGACACUGUCCAAGCCCUAGAUCGACUCAAGUAUCUCGAUCUGGUCAAAACCCGAAUGGAGGCUACGCAUGCUGCACUCAGAGAAGCAGAGAAUUGGAGAAACCUCGAGGCCGAGGCGUACGACAUCUUUGCAAAGGGCGAUUUUACCAGGGCAGCCACACGGCUUUCAGAGGCAGAGCGCUCUCUGGUCGUCUACAAGAACACUAAUGUCGAGGGAGAUCGAAUGGCGCUGCUGUUGGCGCUCAAGGGCCAACUGGAGCUACAGGUCAUGGGUAAGGCUAAGGAGGCAUUGGAGCAAAGGGAUACCGCCGCAUGCCAGACCCUUAUCAAAGUUUUCGCACUCAUCGGUCGUCAGGAAAAGUUCCAGGAAUUCUACAUCUCUCAACGCCGUACGCCCCUGAUGGAACAAUGGAGGCGGCUUACUGAGACCAUGAACAUAACCACCAGAGGUGGAUCUGCUGCAUCACCACAAGGCUCCGCUGCGGACUCCAAGGACUUUGUCGCUAUAUUGCAAAAAUUCUACACAGACGCAUCGAGCAUGUUGCAUGAUGAAUUUGCGUGGAUCACUAGUAUCUUCUCAGACCCAUCAGCCACUAUCCACAGCCUGGUGCAGGAUAUCUUUUCGCACAUUGAUCCCAGCAUGCAUUCAGCCCUCCAACAUAUCGGCAAGACUCAAGGAGACGAGGGCAGCCUUCCGAUCUUAAUCGCAGCCUUUGCAGCUACAGAGUCUUUCGGAACAAGGAUGGAGCGUAUUGUCUCGCAGCCACUGGUCGGGAACCAACGCGAGCACAGCGGAAAUCGGCCAAGAGCAGGUACUCUUGUUCAGGACAGCAACUCAAAGGCCGGCAAAGGAAUGCAGUUCUCGCGCUUAUCGCUUGCACCAGAGUCGCUCGAGCUCGGACCGAUUCAGGAGCCGCACGAGUGGGCUUAUAUUCUGUAUGAACCAUUCAUGGCAUACCAACGCGAUUAUGGCAAGCUGGAAGGGGCACAUUUGCAAGCACUGCUUUCCAAGUCCGUACCGUCGAUGGCGGCUUAUCAUGACAACUUUGCCAAAAGUCGGGAACUUGCUAAAAGCAGCUCAAACCUGGUCAAGAUCAUGACAAGCACCAACACGCUGGCAUUCAGUUUAGCGGAAGGCGCUAUUGGACGGUGCAUGCGGUUGACACAUGGAUUCGGUGCGUCUGGGCUCUUGGACGGUCUCAACGGUUUUUUCAAAGACAUCAUGGAUCGCUACACCGAGAUUCUGAUGGAGUGCCGCCGGAGAUCAGGAUUACAGACGGACGACGCUGGAAAUAGUACUGCCAGGCAGGGUGAUCAAGGCCGAAGUUCGAGGCCCAGCACCAGGUAUGAGACUGCGGAGGAUGAAGAAGAUGAGGAUUCUGAAGGCUGGGAUGAAGACGUGCACGAACAGGACCAGCGGCUUUUCCAAAUGGGCCUUCGUCUUAUGGUCCUUUGCCGGCAGUUCUGUCUCAAGCUGGAACAGCUGGAUCUUAAGACGAAGAAGGCCCUUCGCGGUGUGGAGGACUUGGUCAAGACCGACAGAACGACUCAAGAUCGGUCAUCUCAAGGAUCGCACCAUCACGCACCCACCACAUCACUGGAGCACGGAUCUUCAAGUUCUGGUCUGAAGCCGAACGUACAACCUCCGAAUGCCUCCAUUGCACUUCUUCAGCAAUCGAACCUAAACAGCUAUCGUCUUUCGGAGAUCUUGGAAAUUGUCAAGAAAUCGGAUCCAAAGGAGGAACAGACGGCCAGCGCAGGACUCACAGGCGAUGGGAAGGCGAGUUUGGACCGCCUCUCUGCCGAGAUGGAACUUGGACUGGAGCCCAAGGCGAAUCAUCUGUUCUUGCAGAGCCAUCAGCGCGCGGUUCAACUCACAAGGCUCUGUCAGCGGUUUAUUUUCGACUCUGUGUAUAUCCCCUUGGUACGACCUCUCGCGGAUAUUGCGUUGCUUCCAUGCUGGACUGAGGGGAUCGAUCAGCCAAACCAGAGCGACGACGCGAAGGGCGCCCGAAGAGUUCAUCAGAGUACUAUGGGCGGCACCCGCACGGAUGUAAUAAGGUUUAGGUCGAGUCCAAGUGAUUAUAUGGAGGAGCUAUUGAGGCAGCUUUUGGAAUUACCGCUUACGUUUGGAAUGUAUGAAGGAGACGUUGGACUUCGUUUCGGGAUCCAUUCAUUACCUUAUGCGGACAAGCCGUUCGAUCUGGCACAGCAACAGCAACAGCAGCAGCAGGACCAACAAGAGUCGGCAGAGCAAACAUCGGGUAUGUCUACGGACGCGGAUGUGGAUAUUGUAGGAAGGGACACAGAGAAGGAUUUGGGCGUUGGUGAGGCUGACUUGACAUUUUCGGAAGAGUCGAAGGAAUCUGAGGAGGAGAUGGCGGAAGAAGACGACCUGGCAGUGAUGCAUCGGUGGAUUACAUCUCUGUCGAGGGCUGCUAUGCAUACUAUUAUCGAGCGGUUAUAUAACCCAAAUUUGGGACACACCAAGGACUCGGCCACAGCGGCAUCUCAGGCAGCCAAUACAUCUCCUUCGAACCAACUCAGUCGAUUCGCGGGGUCAUUGUCUAGUGGCCAAGUUGGCGUUACGGGUGCUGCUUCUAAGGAGCGACGUUACUUGACACGAUUGUCUGAUGCCGGUAGCAAGCAACUGGAGAUGGAUCUUGGAUACUUUGUCGACACCUGCUUGGGAUCCUUGGCGAUUGAACCUACAUCGAGUAUCCGGGCUUUGAUCAAGGCGUUGCGACUGACUGAAGCAGGACUCUUGAUGGCUUUGCAGCAGGUACAGCAGCAGAGGGAGGAAUAUGAUCGCACUCUGGAGGAAUCCGGUUCGAGGUCGAAAAGGUCUUCUGCUGUGGUAGAUCCGCAGCAGGUGUCGCUGGUGAUCUCAGGAGCACCUGUCAUGCCCUCGGUGUUAGUGAUUGCAGAAGAAGAUAUAGCUGGACAGCUGGAGCUGGAGCAGAGGGUAUUGGAGUGGGUGGCCAAAUUGAAGGGAAUCAAUGUUUCUAGUACUUAGAGUCGUCAAUAUACAGAUGUUAUCAUGGA
Molecule: messenger RNA, 3800 nt
Organism: Gamsiella multidivaricata
Lineage: Eukaryota; Fungi; Mortierellomycota; Mortierellomycetes; Mortierellales; Mortierellaceae
Product: Golgi complex component 7-domain-containing protein
Exons: 2
Coding region: 97-3771 (1224 amino acids)
Biological process (GO): intracellular protein transport; Golgi organization; retrograde vesicle-mediated transport, Golgi to endoplasmic reticulum
Cellular component (GO): COG complex
Source: RefSeq, a predicted model, not a curated record